This is a messenger RNA of Guillardia theta CCMP2712, 651 nucleotides long. RefSeq lists its product as hypothetical. Gene Ontology annotation, molecular function: protein binding. NCBI's taxonomy places the organism in Eukaryota, Cryptophyceae, Pyrenomonadales, Geminigeraceae. The transcript is spliced from 2 exons. The record is from RefSeq and is a predicted model, not a curated record. The annotation marks the transcript as partial.
CGGUCAGGAAUCAAGAGCAUCGACCUAGGCUUCUGCGAGAUAGGGAAGGCGGGAUGCGAGUGUAUAGCCGAGGCUCUGACCUCUCUCCCGUCUUUGUCCUCCCUGGACCUUGUGGGGAACAGGAUCGGAGCGUACGGCGCUGAAGCUCUUGCCAAAGUUUUCUUGGAGUCCCGACACUCCAACACGUCCCUAACGUCGCUCAAUCUGCGGGACAACCACCUGGGAGACCAGGGGGCCAUCCAGAUAUCCAAGAUCCUCUACGUGAACACGAGCCUGAGGAGCUUGAACCUCAGCGAUAAUGAGAUCCUGCUGGAGGGAGCUCAGUCGAUCGCAAAGGGAAUCGAGUUCCAGCAUGAGAAUCAGGGCGUUGAGAGGUUGUUCUUGAGCUGCAACAACAUCAAGUACCAGGGCUGUAGGAUGUUGUGCAAUGCCCUCUGCAGAAACAAGACGGUGAGGACGUUGGACCUGUCGUCCAACCAUGUUGGAGACCUCGGAGCCAGGUCGAUAGCCGACAUGAUGUCUAUGAAUGCGUUCCUAACCUCGCUCGACAUCUCAAACAACGACUUUCAAGGUGCUGGGCUGACGCAGAUAUCAAAGUCCCUCAACGUGAACAAGACGAUGACUUUCCUUGACAUCUCCAACAACAACCUU